AUGCCGGGUCCCAUCGAUCCUGAGACGAUCUACACCAAACAAACAUGCAUUGGUGGGGGCAGUUUUGGAAAAGUCUUCAAAGGUGUCGACCGACGAACCGGAGAAUCAGUUGCUAUCAAAAUCAUCGAUGUCGAAAAUGCGGAGGAUGAAGUCGACGAUAUCAUCAAAGAAAUUGCUAUCCUAUCUGAAUUGAAAUCGCCUUAUGUCACCAAGUACCACGGUUCAUACUUGAAGGGGUCCAACCUGUGGAUCAUCAUGGAGUUUUGCUCUGGUGGAAGUUGUCAUGGUCUUCUGCGCCCUGGAGUUAUCCAUGAGGAGUAUAUCGCUAUUAUUCUGCGGGAACUUCUCCGUGGACUGGACUAUCUCCACGCCGAUCAAAAACUGCACCGAGAUAUCAAAGCUGCGAACGUCCUUCUGAGUGCGAGUGGACAAGUCAAGCUGGCAGACUUCGGAGUUUCUGGCCAGCUCUCAGCCACCAUGACCAAGAAGAACACCUUUGUAGGUACUCCUUUCUGGAUGGCCCCCGAAGUCAUCAAACAGUCAGGGUAUGACUACAAAGCGGAUAUCUGGUCAUUGGGAAUUACCGCAAUUGAACUUGCUUGUGGCGACCCUCCAUAUGCCGAUAUUCACCCUAUGAAAGUACUGUUCUUGAUUCCCAAGAACCCACCUCCCACUUUGAACGGUAACUUCAGCAAGCCGUUCAAGCAAUUUGUCGAGCUGUGCCUGCGUCGAGACCCCAAGGAGAGACCCUCGGCAAAGGAACUCCUCGAGCAUCCAUUCGUGAAGCGUGCCAAGAGAACUACAUACUUGACAGAGUUGAUUGAGCGUGCUGAGCGUUGGCAAGUCACCCACCGUGGCCAGGGAGAUGACGAUGAUGAAGACGAUUAUGACGAAAGAGAGCCGGACCACACGAUGCAGGCUAGAUCCCAAGAUGAUGAAGAUCUUUGGGACUUUGGUACUGUUCGUCCAGUAGGAAAGGCUCACGCCGUUCCUCUGCGCCCAAUGAAGGACUCAGAUACGAACUCCCGAACUAAAGAGACAGAGGACUGGGACCUGUGCGAUGAGUCGCCCGGUCAUACGCCAGCACCUCUCCAAUCACGUCAACAAAGCUCACUUAACCCUCUUCACGUCUCCCCCACGAAAACUCCACUUCCUCCCUCUGCCCCAUCUUCUCCUCUUAAGCAAUCUCCCACGCAAUCUUCAUUCUCUCCUCUCAAGUCCAAGUCUCCGUUGCCUCCAAAGCACAAAGACAACUCGCCAUUGAAUGAGCAAUAUGCUCAGGCAGUGUUGAACUACGCAGGCGGUCGUAACACACCUCCCUCUUCCAUGUCCACAACCCAAAACCAAAGCACCCCCACAAAACAACCCUCAAAAGUCUCUCUUCAAGAAUCUCGCACUCCAUCCAACCAACUCUCGCGCAAGCCAGCGCCUCUUGCCCGUCCUUCCAACGAUUCUUUCGCUCCUCAACCUCAAUCUCCACGUACUCAUCAGUCUUCCGGUCUCCCAGGACAAACGGAGCAACUACAAAACGUGAAGCAACCAGCCCUCAAAUCCAAACGGGCACAAGCCAACACGGACGAACGGACCAUCACCACUACUCCUCCCACCCCAAAUGACAGACAAUGGACUCGCCCUCUUCCUGAGGCCGAGCGCGUAACCGCCUGUGGAGCAGUCGUCCUCCCAGCCCUCCGCGCCGCCAUGGACCGUCGUCGCCGCCACCUCGUCAACCUCGAACCAGGUCGCGACGCGCCCGCCACCCCAGAAGAAGAGAAGCAAUUUGACCGCAGCGUCCGUAUCCACCGUGGCAUGGAGCAAGUCGCCGAAGACAUCGCGCGCUCUUUCAGCAACCUCCACCGCUGGGAUAUGGAAGGUCCCGUUGAUAUGGGUGGCGGUGUUGAUGCCGUUCUUGAUGCGUUCCUUGAAGAGGUCCUGGUUCGCUUGCAGCCUGCCCCAUCCCCUUCCCCACCACCGUCGUCUUAG
Molecule: messenger RNA, 1980 nt
Organism: Penicillium antarcticum
Lineage: Eukaryota; Fungi; Ascomycota; Eurotiomycetes; Eurotiales; Aspergillaceae
Product: putative Ste20-like serine/threonine protein kinase
Exons: 4
Coding region: 1-1980 (659 amino acids)
Biological process (GO): protein phosphorylation
Molecular function (GO): protein kinase activity; ATP binding
Source: RefSeq, a predicted model, not a curated record